AUGGCCAGAACAAACACUUCCAAGCUUCACAUAGCUAUGUUUCCAUGGUUUGCUACUGGUCACAUGACUCCAUUCCUCCACCUCUCAAACGAGUUAGCCAAAAGAGGACAUAGAAUCACUUAUUUUCUACCAAAGAAAGCUCAGCUUCAACUACAACACCUGAAUCGUUACCCACAUCUCAUCACAUUCCACAUUGUCACCGUUCCACAAGUAGAUGGUCUUCCUCCAGGCACCGAAACUGCUUCAGAGAUUCACAUUUCUUUGAACAAUCUUCUUGUCAUAGCGACGGAUCAAAUACGCGACCAAGUAGAGCUAGCAUUAAGUGCAACAAAACCUGACUUUGUGUUCUAUGAUAGCGCACAUUGGAUCCCAGAAUCAGCAAAGAAGUUUGGUAUCAAAACCAUUUGUUACAAUGUGGUUUGUGCUGCGAGUUUGGCUAUAGCACUUGUUCCUGCGAGGAAUCUUCCAAAGUAUAGGCCUAUUACUGAGGAAGAACUAAGCCAGUCACCAUUAGGGUACCCUUCGACCAAAGUAGUGCUUCGUGGUCCUCAAGCAAGAUCAUUGUUGUUCAUAUCACUACCAUGGGGUGAAGGCAGCACAUUUUAUGAGCGCAUAACAACGGCUUUGAAAGAAAGCGAUGCCAUAGCUAUAAGAACAACCAAAGAGAUUGAAGGAAGCUUUUGUGAUUACGUGGCAUCACAAUAUGAAAAGCCAGUGUUAUUAACAGGACCAGUGUUGCCUGAGGAGGCUGAUGGUAAGUUAGAAGAACGUUGGGCUAAUUGGCUUGAUGGGUUUGAACCUGGUGCUGUGGUUUUUUGUGCAUUUGGGUCACAAAUCAAUUUGGAAAAAGAACAAUUCCAAGAGCUGUUGUUAGGGUUUGAGCUUUCAGGGUUUCCAUUUUUGGUUUCUCUUAAGGCUCCUAAUGGGUGUGAAACUGUGGAAGAAGGGUUACCGGAGGGGUUUGAAGAGAGGGUGAAGGGAAGAGGAAUGGUUUCAAGGGGUUGGGUUCAACAGCCAUUGAUCUUGAAGCAUGAAUCUGUGGGGUGCUUUGUGAAUCAUUGUGGGUUUGGUUCUAUGUGGGAGUCUUUGAUGAGUGACAAACAGAUAGUGCUAGUUCCAUUUCUUGGUGAUCAGAUUUUGAAUACGAAGCUUCUGGUUGAGGAACUUGAAGUGGCUGUUGAGGUUGAAAGAGGAGAAAAUGGGUGGGUUUCAAAAGAGAGCUUGUGUAAAGCCAUUAAGUUAGUGAUGGAUGAAGGUAGUGAUGUGGGUGCUACAUUGAAGAAGAACCACACUAAAUGGAAGGAAACAAAGGGGAGUCCAAAGCUAAUGAAUGGUUAUAUUGAUAGGUUUAUCCAAGAUCUUCAAGAACUUCCCAAGUGA
Messenger RNA from Gastrolobium bilobum, 1380 nucleotides. RefSeq names its product UDP-glycosyltransferase 79B3-like. The record is from RefSeq and is a predicted model, not a curated record. Gene Ontology annotation, molecular function: UDP-glycosyltransferase activity. The coding region runs from base 1 to 1380 and encodes 459 amino acids. NCBI's taxonomy places the organism in Eukaryota, Viridiplantae, Streptophyta, Magnoliopsida, Fabales, Fabaceae. The transcript has a single exon.